Messenger RNA from Olea europaea var. sylvestris, 1050 nucleotides. RefSeq lists its product as uncharacterized. The transcript is spliced from 3 exons. The record is from RefSeq and is a predicted model, not a curated record. The coding region runs from base 1 to 1050 and encodes 349 amino acids. Lineage: Eukaryota; Viridiplantae; Streptophyta; Magnoliopsida; Lamiales; Oleaceae.
AUGCCGAGUUAUGCAAAAUUCUUGAAGGAUAUCCUGUCUAACAAAAGGAAGCUGGAAGAACAUGAGACUGUCUGCCUAAACGAGGAGUGCAGUGUAAUUCUAUUGAAAAAGCUACCUCCUAUACUAAAUGACCCAGGGAGUUUUACAAUAUCUUGCACAAUUGGUUCUAACUAUUUUGAGCAUUCUUUAUGUGAUUUAGGUGCCAGUGUUAAUUUGAUGCCCCUCUCUAUUUACAGGUCUCUUGGAUUAGGAGAAACAAAACCUACAACCAUCUCUUUGCAAUUGGCUAACAGAUCGAUCAAACGACCGAAGAGGAUUAUUGAAGAUGAGAUAGUUAAAGUUGAUAAAUUUAUUUUUCCUGCUGAUUUCAUCAUUUUGGAAAUGGAGGAGGAUUCAAACAUCCCUCUAAUCUUGGGAAGACCCUUCUUGGCUACUGGAAGAGCACUGAUUGAUGUUUACGAUCGAAAGAUGAUUUUUCGGGUGGACAAUGAGCAAGUCAUAUUCAACAUGUUCAAGGCGAUGAAACAUCCACUGACUUUAGACACCUGUUGCCAAGUAGAUGUUCUUGAAGUGUUGGUGGCAGAUACAUUUGAGACAGAGCAUCAAACAGUUCUUUGUAAAGCAAAAAUUGCACAAUCAGGAGUAAUAAGUGCAGAAAAAACUGAAUUACCUUCAUUGGAAAAUGCACCUAUUCUUGAACUAAAGCCCUUGCCUUCACAUCCCCAUUAUGCAUAUUUGGGAGAAUCUACAACAUUUCCUGUAAUCAUUGCAAAUGACAUGACAAUGGAAGAGGAGAUUAAAUUGUUGGAGUGCAUGUUGUGCCAAAAAAGGGUGGAAUCAAGUGGAGAACAACGAGCUGAUACCAACACGGUUAGUGACAGGAUGGAGAGUAUGUAUAGAUUACAGAAAGCUAAACAAUGCAACCAGAAAAGAUCAUUUUUCAUUGCCAUUCAUUGGUCAGAUGUUGGAGAGGUGGCUGGUCAUUCUCAUUACUGCUUUCUGGGCGGAUAUUCUAGGUACAAUCAGAUAGUUAUUGCUCCAGAAGAUUAG